AUGCAGGCACCAGUGAUGGUGGUGAACACCGGGGCGGGAGAGCGUCAAACUGGACGCAAGGCCCAAAUUUCAAACAUUACGGCCGCCAAAACCGUUGCCGAUAUUAUUCGGUCGUGUCUGGGCCCUAAGGCUAUGUUAAAGAUGCUGUUGGAUCCAAUGGGCGGGAUUGUGUUGACAAACGAUGGACAUGCUAUCCUGAGAGAAAUUGAGGUUGCGCAUCCGGCUGCCAAGAGCAUGAUUGAGUUGAGCAGGACACAAGAUGAAGAGGUCGGUGAUGGGACCACAACUGUUAUCAUCCUUGCUGGUGAGAUUCUUGCCCAGGCCCUUCCUCAUCUUCAACGCAAUAUCCACCCGGUUGUCAUCAUCUCCGCAUUCAAGCGCGCCCUCGCCGAUGCUCUCCAGAUCAUUGAGGAGGUCUCAAUUCCUAUCGAUACCUCUGACGACGAGGCAAUGUACCAGUUAAUUUCGUCUUCAAUCGGCACAAAAUUUGUUUCCAGGUGGUCAAAAUUGAUGUGCGGCCUUGCCCUCCAGGCUGUUCGUACUGUGGCAAAACAAGUUGGAGAGAAGACCGAGGUAGAUAUUAAACGUUAUGCCAAGGUUGAGAAGGUUCCGGGUGGAGAAAUCGAGGAUUCAAGGGUGCUUGAUGGUGUCAUGGUCAACAAAGAUAUCACCCACCCAAAGAUGAGGAGAAGAAUCGAGAAUCCCAGGGUUGUAUUGUUGGAUUGCCCUCUGGAAUAUAAAAAAGGGGAGUCACAAACGAAUAUCGAGAUCUCAAAGGAGGAGGACUGGAGCAAAAUCUUAGAGAUCGAGGAACAGCAGGUCAAGGCUAUGUGUGAUCAUAUUUUAGCUGUCAAACCGGAUCUGGUCAUUACCGAGAAGGGUGUCUCUGAUCUCGCUCAACACUACCUUCUCAAGGGUAACGUUACUGCUCUCCGUCGUGUCCGAAAGACUGACAACAAUCGUAUCGCUCGUGCGACUGGCGCCACUAUUGUCAACCGUGUCGACGAUAUCGCAGAGUCGGAUGUUGGAACAGGCUGUGGUCUCUUCGAGAUUGAGAAAAUUGGUGAUGAAUAUUUCACUUUCAUUACCAAAUGUGCCGAUCCCAAAGCCUGCACUAUCCUUCUCCGCGGUCCCUCAAAGGAUAUCCUCAACGAGAUUGAGCGCAAUCUUCAAGAUGCCAUGUCUGUUGCCCGCAACGUCUUUUUCCAUCCUCGUCUCUCUCCCGGCGGAGGUGCCACUGAAAUGGCCGUCUCUGUCCGUCUCGCUGAGCUUGGGAAGUCGGUGGAGGGUGUUGAGCAGUGGCCCUACCGCAGCGUUGCUGAGGCAAUGGAAGUCAUCCCAAGAACUCUCGUUCAGAACUGUGGUGCAUCUCCAAUUAGGGUGCUUACUCAGCUAAGGGCAAAACACGCACAGAAGGAGUAUACUUUUGGGAUCGACGGCGAGGCUGGUAAAAUCGUAGAUAUGAAGGAGUACGGUGUUUGGGAACCCGAGGCUGUUAAAUUACAGAGUAUCAAGACUGCUAUUGAAUCUGCUUGCCUUCUGCUUCGUGUUGAUGAGAUAUGUGGUGCUAAGGGUGCCAGGCAAGGUGGUGGUGGCCAGGGAGAAUAA
This is a messenger RNA of Morchella importuna, 1608 nucleotides long. RefSeq lists its product as uncharacterized. Gene Ontology annotation, biological process: protein folding. The record is from RefSeq and is a predicted model, not a curated record. Gene Ontology annotation, cellular component: chaperonin-containing T-complex. The transcript is spliced from 6 exons. Lineage: Eukaryota; Fungi; Ascomycota; Pezizomycetes; Pezizales; Morchellaceae. The coding region runs from base 1 to 1608 and encodes 535 amino acids. Gene Ontology annotation, molecular function: ATP binding; ATP-dependent protein folding chaperone; ATP hydrolysis activity.